Alligator sinensis (Chinese alligator) is the source of this 3904-nucleotide messenger RNA. RefSeq names its product tubulin tyrosine ligase like 10 (gene TTLL10). The coding region runs from base 255 to 3464 and encodes 1069 amino acids. NCBI's taxonomy places the organism in Eukaryota, Metazoa, Chordata, Crocodylia, Alligatoridae. Gene Ontology annotation, biological process: protein modification process. The transcript is spliced from 15 exons. The record is from RefSeq and is a predicted model, not a curated record.
ACUGUACCAGGCAAAGAUUUUCACCAGCAUUCUCUUGCUUAGCCAAGGCUGAGAUAACAGACACAGUAAAGCACUUGGUGGAAUAAAUCUACUCUCCUGCGAUUCCAUCGGCGUGUUCACCUUCUACCUUGUUUUUCCUUUGGUUAAUAAGGUAUUGCCUGAGCUUAAGGUUGAAGUUUGAUUUGACUUUUUUUAAAGGCACUCGAGCCUAAGUGAAGCCAGCUCUUUUUUUUCUUUUUCUUCUUGCAUUGAAAAUGACCAGCACGACGGCAAAACAAGAAGAGCUGCAGAUGCUCCAGGGGUGGAGACUAGCCGCGCAGAGCCGACUUGGGGACCCUGACUGCCGGUGGCAGCUGCGGAUGAAGUUUCUAGAGCAGGCCAAGUGCUACAUCGGAGUGCCUUAUGCUAGGAAGUAUCACGAGCCUGGCACUCCAGAGUACAAUUCCCCUCUCUUCCUGGAUUGCUGUGGACUGAUUCGGCGAGUAGUGCGCGACUUAAGCACAGAAUUCGGCUUUCUUAUCGGCCCUGGAAACCAGGCGUAUCAGUACGACACGCUCCCCAUCACUUUGCCCAGCAAGGAGCACAUGAAGCCAGGAGACCUCGUCUUUAUUUCAGGAACAUACUUCAACACAGAACGAAAACGGCAGCUCCAUGACAUUGUCCAUGUGGAGAUCUGGCUAGGGGAUGGUGAGCGCAGCCUUGGAGCCAGGUGGAACAAGGGCAGACUGCAGAUCUUUGAUUCCUACAAGUUUGUUUCUACCUCCUAUGGAGACAUGGAAUAUCACUUCAAGUCCAUUGAGACAUGGCUCCAAGGCACUUGUGUCAGCCAUUGCACAGAACAUAAAUGGGCCUCGGCUAGCGUGCUUCCCGGAAAGAAGUCUGUCUUUUGUCCUGAGGCUGAACGACAGCAACCUGCUGAGGAAGAUGUAGAUGUCCCAGAAAUGGCAAGCAAGACUGAACCGAAAAACGAAGGGAGAGUUUGCAGAUCACAAAACGUAGUUCCAGAUGGGCCGAGCAGCCAGAGCCCAGGCGAGAGCGCUCAGAUGGAUUUACGUGGCAUCGCAAGACCUACAUCUACUGUCCCCAGGGAGGAUGAAGUAGAGAAGGGGGGUGAUGCAGAGGCAGGUGGCAAAAGCCAAGGACAGCUACUAGCCAGCACAUCACUGGAGACCAGCCUUAGUAACUUGGACUUGGAAAGUGAGAGCUGUAUCCCUCCAGAUAGAAAUCUGGAUCAAAGUAAAGGUCCUGAUGAACGUAAAAAACCAAGGACAACAGAAGUCGUUGAGUUCAAAGCCAGCAGAGUGCUUGAUGGCAAAGUGAAAAACAUAGGUCUCCAGCCUUCCCUGACCACUCACAAAUCUGGCAAAAAUUCCCCUUCCAGUUCCAAAAUGAACUUGAAGGUGGCCUUAGCACCUAUCAAAAGGAAAAAGAAAACCAAAGCCAUGACAUACGGAGAAGAUCAGCAGCUGGUUGGAUCUUCAACAGCUGACACAGUUGCUUCCAAUACAUCUGAAGUGAGGCUGGUGGAUGAAGCCAAGUGUAAAGGGAAUAAAGGAAAUGAGAAGACAGCCACUGAAGCAGAUGAGCCAGAAGAGAGGAAGCCAGAGCCUCAGAGACCGGGGCCAUUCUUUUACAUUGGUGGUGCUAAUGGAGCAGGGUUGGUGAGCAUCUACUGCAGGAGCAAGGGCUGGCAGCGUAUCUAUGACAACAAGAGGGAGGAUUACAAACUGAAGUGGUGCGAGACCAAGUGUCGGGAGACCUAUUACAACUUCAGAGAAGGUGAACAGCUUCUCUACCAGAUCCCCAACAAUAAAGUCCUUACUACCAAAAUUGGCCUUCUGUGCAGCCUGCGGGAGUAUGAGCGGGUGAUGAGCAAAAUCAGCAAGACCUUGAACACCAAGAUCCUGAAGAUGGAAGAUUUUUUUCCAGAAUCCUAUCGGCUGGACAUAAAGGAUGAGAGAGAAGCCUUCUUUGAAGCCUACAAAGACAAACAGAUCUGGAUCUGCAAGCCAGCGUGCUCCAACCAAGGUCGAGGCAUCUUCCUGCUUAUGAACCAAGAGAGCAUUGACUCACUUCAGGCCAAGCUGCAGGGCUUUGAGGAGGAUCCCACCUACAAGAAAGUGCCGUACAAGGCUCCCCAGGCAAGAAUAGUGCAAAGGUAUAUCCACAAGCCUCUGCUACUUGAAGGGAAGAAGUUUGAUGUCCGUUCCUAUCUCCUCAUUGCCUGCACGAUGCCUUAUGUGCUGUUUUUCGGGCAUGGCUAUGUCCGGCUCACCUGCGCCAACUAUGAUGCUGCUUCUGAUGAUCUCACCGCUCAUCUGACCAACCAGUACAUGCAGAAGAAGAACCCCCUGUACAGCCAGCUGAAGGAGGAGACGGUGUGGCGGAUGGAGCGCUUUAACAGCUACAUUAAUGAGAAGUUCAAGCAGACCAAAGGCCUCCCCAAAGACUGGGUCCUCACUGUGUUCACUAAGAAGAUGCAGCAGAUCAUGAUGCAGUGCUUCCUGGCUGUCAAGGCCAAGCUGGAAUGCAAACUGGGCUACUUUGAUCUCAUCGGCUGCGAUUUCUUGAUAGAUGAGAACUUUAAGGUCUGGCUCCUGGAAAUGAAUGCAAACCCUGCUUUGCACACCAACUGCGAAGUCCUGAAGCACAUCAUCCCCACCGUGGUUAACGAGACUCUCGAUUUGGCUCUUGAGAUUUUCAAGAAGUGCUUGAAAUGCCAGAGGAUAUUACCGCUGGAGACACUCUGCCAUUUUGUGCUGCUCUACAAUGGGGAUGCUUCUGAACCUGGAUCCAGAUCCUUAAAGACGAAAAAUGCCAUGCGUCCCACAAAAAGCCAGAAGUCAUUUGCAGAGAGUACCAGCCCGCCCACUCAGACCCCUACCAGGGCAACCGAGAAACCUCCCAAGAAUCCCACUUCCCCGUCUACCAAGUUUUCCCAAAGAACAGUCUUAAGCAUGCCACAAGUGCAGCUCUCCAGCACGCACAGCCUGUAUUGCUACCGCCCAGAGAAAUCCACCUUCCGACCUGGCCAGGUGAGCAAUACCUGCCAUAAAUACGUUAUCAAGCCUGCGGGGGUCUCAGAGAGCCUUGUAAAACCCAGUGUGGAUGAUGGUUUUGACAAGGACAAAGCCAGCACCAUCGUUCCUACAGUGGCUGCUUCAAAAGAUACCUCUUAUAGCGCCUGGUUACAGCAAACCUUCAAGAUUCAACCUUACACUGCCAUCAAAGAGGACCUGAGCACUGUCACCUUGACCAGCUCCCAGAUGGUAUCUCUGCAUCUCCAGUCCAUGGUCCCCAACAGCUCCCCAUGUCUGAAAUGCUACAGCAAGCCCCUCCAUCAAGCCACCACCCACUCUGUAGCCCAGGGGACACCGCUGACCCAUGAGAGCAUGGCAGCUGCUGCGCCCCAGUGCUCCGAGUCACCUCAGGAUGACAAGAAGGUGUCCCAUCGCGCGUCUUAGCCUGAGAUUACUGUGUAUUGAACAUGUGGUGCUUUCCUAUAAAGGACAGAGCCCUGCUCCAAAACAUUUGCUAUCUGUGACAUAUCUAAGCAUUUUAUGGAAUCGUUUGCUGAUUUUUAAAUGCUCAUUUUUUUUACCUUAAAAAAACAAAAAGGAGAGAUCGUUAUGCAACACAUUGGUAAGUGACCUGCCAUGUAACGCUUACUCCCCCAGUCACUCGGAUUCCUCCUCCCCUCCUUCCCAGAGCCACAAAUUAAGGAAGAAAUACCACUGUGCUUUGGUUGCUGAAACAGUAAUAGUAUGCUAUAAAUCCCUGGAACGAGACUGAAAGCCCCAACUCUGAUGUCCUCUUCUAGAGCAUAUAUUUUAAUGUUGGGAGAAGCCGAAUCAGCAAUACUCUUGUAUCGCAUUGUGUGUCCUGUAUCAUUAUAUUUGCAACA